GAGCCUCGCCGCUGCGUCGAGCCUCGCCGCCAACUUAUUGCGAAGUCAGUACAGCCCGUCGCCUGGAGAACAUAACCCCCCUCCCCCCGCCAUCGCGCCCGCUCGCUUCGCAGCCCAUUGAGGGCAAAAUCCUAUCAUCACCACCGCCAUGUCUCUCGUCAACCUAGCACACGUGUGCUCGCACAUGCAAAAUGCAUCCAAAGCCAGACUCGGGCUGACGUCAAUACCCGUCUCUAAAAUGCACGUCAAAAUUGCGCUGGGCCUACAGCGUGAAGGCUUCCUCUCUUCUGUCACACUCGGCGGACCCACACCACCAAAGCCUUUUCUCCUACAAGCACAACAGGAUCCUGAGCAAUUAGAGCAUAUGGCGCAAAAGCUCAAAGAUGAGCCUUGGCUUGCCUACCCAAUCAAGACUCCACGAGGCCAGAAAGAGCAGGCGCCACUCGGUCACGAGCAGGUCCACGACGUACACGUACCAGAGAACCCGGCGCGGAGGAGAUUAUGGCUGGGACUAAAGUACUGGCAGAACGAGCCGGUGCUGACCAACAUGAAGCUGAUUUCAAAGCCCAUACGGCGGAUAUGGCUGACGAGCGAGGAUCUGGGCAAGAUUACACGAACGCGCGAGUCGAGCUACGUAAAGGGACUUACGCAUCCUGGCGAGUGCAUGUUUGUCACGACAGAUCGGGGCAUCCUAGAGGCAAGAGAGUGUGUGGAGCGGCAAUUGGGAGGCAUGGCUCUUUUCAGAGUGUGGUAGCAGCAGUAUCACUGUACUAUGUAUUUUGUAAGAGGUCUUUGCACCGGUAUCACGAGAAAGAGGAAUUGCAUAAAUGGGAGCAGGGCGGGCAUGGAAUCCGCGCACCAUGCAUUUGUACAAAAGAAGACAUCAACUACAUUCUCAUACCACAAGUCUUCAAGCCGUUUUUGUAACCAUAGGAAACGCCUUGCUGGUCAUGCCCAAAGCUCUUCAGAGGCCCUAUGGGAAAGAGUUGCUUGUGUGAUGUUAGCUCACUAGCGUGGUGGUCGGGCUGCAGCGGUGUAGGGCGUGUCAGGGACUCAGGGUCGAUGCGAGU
Bipolaris sorokiniana ND90Pr is the source of this 1070-nucleotide messenger RNA. RefSeq lists its product as uncharacterized. Gene Ontology annotation, biological process: translation. The transcript has a single exon. The coding region runs from base 149 to 754 and encodes 201 amino acids. Gene Ontology annotation, molecular function: structural constituent of ribosome. Lineage: Eukaryota; Fungi; Ascomycota; Dothideomycetes; Pleosporales; Pleosporaceae. The record is from RefSeq and is a predicted model, not a curated record. Gene Ontology annotation, cellular component: mitochondrion; ribosome.